AUGACGGUGCUGAGCGGUCAGUUGGAAACUUUGGUCAAAUCCAAAGACGAUUUAUACGAGCAAUUGGACAAAUUCAAAAAGGAAAACGACGACCUUUUAUUUCAAUUGGAAGAGAAAAAUAUCGAAUUGGAGGGAACGAGAGCGAGAGUUAGAGUAUUGGAAAAAAUUCAACAACACCAACCGACGAGACCGACGUUCGAAUCGAACGUGUCGAAACACUCGGCGGGAGAAAAUUUCACGUUUUUAGAAAACGAUCACCUCCGUUCGAAAGGUUUUUCCGAAAGCGAAAUAAAUCGUGCGAGACAAAUAUUUUUGGAGAGUCAAAAUAAAAAAGUCGACAAGUUGGAAAUAACGAAAAUAUUAAACCGUUCGAAAACGCUGUCGUCGUCGUCGUCGUCGACACACAACGUGAGCAACGUCAACGCGGGAGGAAGUAUCGGCAUCGGGAGUGGUUACGAGCUGGAGAAAAGUGGAAACAUGAUACCGAUACUCGCGUUGCCUUUGCCCACCAUGGCAUCACAUCAAUCGAGCGGUACGGAAUCCACUCAAGCUUUGGAAAUAAGUUUGGAAUUGGAAGCGGACAAUUUGGUGGACAAAGUGGAGAAAAGCGAAAGUUUAAAAAAUGAAAAAUCACCCUACAAGCGACGACCGAGUAAAAUCCCGCUCAACAUAUCGAAAACGUCGAAAUGUAUGAAAUCGGGUUUGAGCGAGGGUUCGAUUUUUUCUAAAAAAUCCGACGGAGAAUUGAACAAGACGAAAGAAUCGAACAACGGAGGGUCGUUGAAAAAAAUGUCGUUGGACAAUAACAAUUCAUCUCACAAUUCGAUAAAUUUUAAAAAUCAAAAUUUAUCGAUGAAAUCAUACAAUUCCGUCGGGGGUAGACCGAACACACUGAGUAGGAAAAAUCAAAACGAAACGUGGGACAAUGCAAACAAUCACACCAACAACAACAGUAACAAGCGAACGCUCCGUUCGUCGUUUCGCGAAAGUGUUCGUAGUAAAAUAUCGAUAGACGGAAACGUGAGUAAUUUAAAAAGAGACGGUGGUUCGCUGUCGGGUGGUUCGGGUGGUACGAGAAGAGAUUCUCUGUCGUCGCAACUCAAGCAAAAUCGUACGAAUUCAACGACAAAUCAACAAAAGACAAACAAUAAUAUAACGAACAAAUCGAUUAUAUCGACCGAAAGUGUUGAUAAUAAUAACACAAAGGUACGGCCAACCAAAUUAAGCUUUUUGAGUAAUUGGUUAAGAUUUUAG
Molecule: messenger RNA, 1254 nt
Organism: Pediculus humanus corporis (human body louse)
Lineage: Eukaryota; Metazoa; Arthropoda; Insecta; Psocodea; Pediculidae
Exons: 3
Coding region: 1-1254 (417 amino acids)
Source: RefSeq, a predicted model, not a curated record